Penicillium paradoxum is the source of this 1383-nucleotide messenger RNA. Its product is annotated as putative MFS transporter. Gene Ontology annotation, cellular component: fungal-type vacuole membrane. Lineage: Eukaryota; Fungi; Ascomycota; Eurotiomycetes; Eurotiales; Aspergillaceae. The record is from RefSeq and is a predicted model, not a curated record. Gene Ontology annotation, molecular function: transmembrane transporter activity. The transcript is spliced from 4 exons. Gene Ontology annotation, biological process: transmembrane transport. The coding region runs from base 1 to 1383 and encodes 460 amino acids.
AUGGAAACCCAAGCGCGCCCAUCGCGCUACAUGGCCCAUGUUCUCGAAGAGCUGGGCUUGGCCACCAUGUGGCGAUCGUCGCUCGAUGUGAAGCUUCUCUGCGCGCAGCGGUUCGUUCGACUCUUCGCGUACGGCGGCUCGACCUUGAUUCUUGCAUCUUAUUUGUCGGCGAUUGGAAUUUCAGAUGACCGCAUUGGCCUGUUCAUGACACUCACGUUGGUCGGAGAUGUGGUUAUCAGCUUCUUCUUGACUCUCUUUGCUGAUUCUAUGGGCCGCAAGGCGGUAUUGUCCCUCGGGUCGAUCUUGAUGGCCGGUAGUGGAGUCGCUUUCGCACUGUUUGGAAAUUAUUGGAUUCUGCUGGCAGCUGCGGUCUUUGGAGUUAUCAGUCCUAGUGGAAAUGAAAUCGGACCAUUCCGUGCCGUGGAAGAAUCCACUCUAGCUCAUCUUACACCGCAUGAGCGUCUGAGUGAUGUCUUUGCUUGGUAUUCAUUGAUUGGAACUGCAGGCUCGGCUAUGGGGAUGCUUGUUUGUGGUUGGAUCAUCAACUCUCUCGAAUCCAUUCAUGGAUGGGCGUUUAUCCCCGCUUGUCGGGUCAUUUUCUUUGUCUAUGCCGGUGUUGGUAUCGUCAAGUUGAUUUUCACUCUGGGGUUGAGCAGCAAAGUUGAGGUACAGAAAGAAGAGCCACAAGAGCAAAGCUCUGAAACCAGACCUCUGCUCGCACAAUCGGCCGAAGACGACGCUCCGAAGAAGAAAGGCUUGUUUCCAUCCAUCGAGAAGGAUUUGUGGUCAUUGGUCAUUCGUCUAUUCAUUCUCUUUGGAUUGGACUCAUUUGCAUCCGGAUUGGCUUCAUUGUCCUGGAUGACCUACUUUUUCAAGGGCAAGUUCGAUCUGCCCGAGGGUCAACUCGGCACCAUUUUCUUCACGACGAACAUCAUUGCUGCAGCAUCUAUGCUAGUCGCCUCAUCUCUCGCCAAGCGUAUCGGCAACGUCAAAACUAUGGUGUUCACGCAUUUACCAUCGGCCAUCUGUCUUUCUCUCAUUUCUGUUCCAUCCAGUCUGCCUCUCGCACUGACUUUCUUGGUUCUGCGAGCUUGCUCUCAAAACAUGGAUGUGGCGCCUCGCUCCGCAUUCCUUGCUGCGGCUCUACCGGCAGACAAACGCACUGCUAUCAUGGGCGCGGUUAAUGUUGUGAAGACUACCACACAAAGUAUGGGUCCCCUAUUGACAGGUAUCUUGUCGCGUAAUGGUCAUUUUGGCGUCUCCUUCAUUAUUGCAGGAUGCUUGAAAGUGAUCUAUGAUCUUGGCAUGUUGUUCAGCUUCGCUGGGAAAGAGGCUGCCCGUCGCAAACAGACCGCUCAAGAAAAUGAGGAGGAAACGAGCUAA